CACAGCGAAGAGAUCGCGGCGCCGAAAACCCCCAAAACCCUCGCUUUGGCGAUUAGAGCUAGCUGGGAAGGCCACAGCGAAGAGAUCGCGGCGCCGAAAACCCCCAAAACCCUCGCUUUGGCGAUUAGAGCUAGCUGGGAAGGCCACAGCGAAGAGAUCGCGGCGCCGAAAACCCCCAAAACCCUCGCUUUGGCGAUUAGAGCUAGCUGGGAAGGCCACAGCGAAGAGAUCGCGGCGCCGAAAACCCCCAAAACCCUCGCUUUGGCGAUUAGAGCUAGCUGGGAAGGCCACGAAGAGGUAGCGGCGUACAGAGACCCCCAACUUCUGCACUUCUCCUACCAGAAUCCAUUGCCAGAAUCCGUUGAGCAAGAUGUCGGAUCUGGCGGCUUCAGGCAUGUUCCUACCGUCUCAAACGGUAGGUACCGUCCUCUGUUGCAUCUGCGGCGUCCCCAUAUCGCCAAAUCCAGCAAACAUGUGCGUCCGCUGUCUCCGCUCCCGGGUAGACAUCACUGAAGGCCUCCCACGCCACGCUUCCCUCGUCUAUUGCCCCGAGUGUCGCAGCUACUUGCAACCCCCGCGCACCUGGAUUCGCGCUGAUCUUGAAUCCAAAGAGCUCCUCUCGUUCUGCCUUCGCCGCCUCAAACCCCUCACCCGCCAUUUUCGCAUCGUCAACGCUGAGUUUGUGUGGACCGAGCCCCACUCCAAGCGCAUUAAGCUCCGCCUCCGAGUCCAGAGAGAGGCCCUCAAUGGCGCCAUCCUAGAGCAAUCCCACCUCAUUGAAUUCACGCAGCACGAUAACCUCUGCGAGUCAUGUUCCCGCUCCCAAGCCAAUCCUGACCAGUGGGUUGCCGCAGUUCAACUCCGCCAGCAUGUCUCCCACCGUCGUUCCUUUUUCCAUCUGGAGCAACUGAUCCUUCAUCAUGGCGCAGCAGCGCGAACUCUCCGCAUCAAAGAGGCUGAUCGUGGUAUCGAUUUCUUCUUUGGAAAUCGUAGCCAUGCCAUCAAGUUCGUUGAUUUCAUCUCCAGCUCUGUUCCUGUUCAGUCAAGGUGUGAUAAGCAGCUGGUAUCCCAUGAUACCAAGAGCAACACGUACAACUACAAGCAUACCUUUUCUGUUGAGAUCUGCCCCAUUUGUAGGGAAGACUUGAUCUGCCUCCCACCCAAGGUUGCAAACACUCUCGGUAACAUUGGUCCACUUGUUCUCUGCACCAAGGUGAGUAGUAGCAUCACCUUAUUAAAUCCAUUCACCCUAAGAACUGUUUUCCUUGAUGCAAAACAAUACUGGGGAUCACCCUUUAAGGCCCUGCUUUCAAGUCGGCAACUUGUUGAGUAUAUUGUAUUGGAUAUAGAGAUGGAGUCCUCAGAGAUGGCUGUUGGGGGAUCAAAGUAUGCAUUGGCUUAUGUGCAAGUGGCAAGGGUUUCUGAUUUCGGGAAGAAUGAUAAUAUAUUCACUGUGAAGACACAUAUUGGGCAUCUUUUGAAUACAGGAGAUUAUGCACUUGGAUACGAUCUUUAUGGAGCCAAUAUAAAUGAUUUUGAGAUCGACAAGUAUAAAGGACUUGAUUUACCUAAUGUGAUUCUUGUGAAGAAAAGCUAUGAAGAAAAGCGGCAAAAGAAGCGUGGAAAGGGUCGUUCUUGGAAGCUGAAGAGCUUGAACAUAGAGAUUGACUACACCAAAGGGAAAAUGGAUGAGGAGAAGAGGACUGAUGAUUAUGAGGUUUUCUUGAGGGAGUUAGAGGAGAACCCAGAAUUGAGGUUUAACAUUUCACUCUAUCGCGACAAUGAUUAUCAACCUUCAGAGAUGACUUCUACUGUUGGAGGAGAUGAGCUUCCUUCUAUUCCAAUAGAUGAGUUGAUUGCUGAGCUUGCAAUCAGUGAUGAAGAUGAUCACAAUUCUGAUAGCAUGGCAGAUUGAUAUGGAUGGAAAGCA
This is a messenger RNA of Phalaenopsis equestris, 1930 nucleotides long. Its product is annotated as 60S ribosomal export protein NMD3-like. Gene Ontology annotation, cellular component: cytoplasm; nucleus. Gene Ontology annotation, biological process: ribosomal large subunit export from nucleus. The transcript has 2 exons. Gene Ontology annotation, molecular function: ribosomal large subunit binding. The record is from RefSeq and is a predicted model, not a curated record. Lineage: Eukaryota; Viridiplantae; Streptophyta; Magnoliopsida; Asparagales; Orchidaceae. Bases 371 to 1915 code for a protein of 514 amino acids.